This is a messenger RNA of Talaromyces stipitatus ATCC 10500, 3510 nucleotides long. RefSeq names its product Leucine carboxyl methyltransferase family. Gene Ontology annotation, biological process: wybutosine biosynthetic process; tRNA methylation. The transcript is spliced from 5 exons. Lineage: Eukaryota; Fungi; Ascomycota; Eurotiomycetes; Eurotiales; Trichocomaceae. The coding region runs from base 1 to 3156 and encodes 1051 amino acids. The record is from RefSeq and is a predicted model, not a curated record. Gene Ontology annotation, molecular function: protein binding; tRNA methyltransferase activity.
AUGGACGCUCCUUCCACACCAUCGAAUGAGUCGCACGAUGGUACUAUUAAAGACCCACCAAAGGAAAUGGGGAGGAAGUCCAUGGUGCUUACCAAGGUGGAAAAAGAGGCGGAUCUAGUGAUGGGAACAAAUAAUAGUAGUAUAGUCUCGAAAAGAAGCGUCGAACUUCGAUACUACCCCCAAUAUGAAUUCUUUCGCCCUUUCGUGAAGAAGCCUCAGAGACGAGCACCGUUGAUUAAUCGAGGAUAUUGGCUUAGAAUGCAUGCGAUCGCUGAGACUGUCCGUCAAUUCCUGCAGAGAGCGGAUACGCGACCCAAGUUUGUCCUAAAUUUAGGAUGUGGAUAUGACCCGUUGUCCUUCCAAUUACUCAAGACUGAGCAAUCGACAUGUAGUAAUGUGACGUUUGUGGAUAUUGACUAUGAAAAAUUGAUGGGUAUCAAAACGUCCAUCAUCCAACAAACGGAAGAAUUGAAGAGUAUAUUGGGAGAUAUAAAAGCAUAUCCGGACCCUAAUCCGGUGCUUCUGCGAGCUUCGCAUUAUGUUGCCGUGGGCUGCGAUUUGAAGAAUUUGAAGAAACUUGAGGAGGCGUUGAAGGAAGUCCUAGGUCCUUCGCCGGUCUCGGUGCUCUGCAUAGCAGAAGUCUCGCUUACUUAUAUGGAUGUUAAGUCAGCAGAUGCGCUCAUUUCAUGGUUUCCGACGUUGGGCAAAGAUAUUCAAUUCUGUGUUCUGGAACAAUUCUUCCCCGACGGGCCUGAUCACCCCUUUGCGUCUACUAUGAUGAAACACUUCAAUAAACUUCAAGCACCUCUUCAUUCUAUCCACAAAUACCCGGCUUUGUCCUUACAAGAGCAACGGUUUUACUCAAGAGGAUGGCGUUCUGCCUCGGCCAGGACUCUAUGGGAUAUCUGGAACGACGAUGCAUUUCUCAGUAAAUCACAACGAAUGGGACUGGACUCUAUAGAGCCAUUCGACGAGUGGGAGGAAUUUGCACUGUUUGCCUCGCAUUAUUUUCUCUUGACAGCUUCGACUUUUGAGGGGGGACCUUUCAGUACCAAUGAGCUUAGGUCUUGCAGCGAUUUGCCGAGAGCCCCAUUAAAAUUAGUAUCGCACCGCGCAGCUUCCUUCAAGGGCCAUCGGAGAUUUGCCGCCGUUGUCCCAGAUAGUGAUCGAUCUAUAGGUGUCCAUGGAGGGCUAGGAAGCCAGUCACGUCUACUGUCUACAGAUCUAUAUUGCAGAGGUGAAGACGUUACCAAGCCUGCCGGCAAUUUGCCAACUUACAAAAUAUCAGCACGCAUGUGUCAUACCAUCACAGCUCUCAAUAAUGGGAACUGUCUUUUCGUCGGGGGUCGUGCAUCGCCUAGCGCUGGCUUAAGCGAUUGCUGGAUUCGAAAAGACAAUGUCUGGAAACCGACAGACUCUUUACCGUCUCCUCGCUUCCGGCACUGUGCGGUACGAGUCGAGCUAAAUGACAAUGAAGGAGUGUUGAUAUACGGCGGGAAAACCAGCAAGGGCGAUACCCUGGAUGACUGGCUACUGUGGAAUGAGCAAGAAGGAUGGACAGCCGUUGAAGUCGCAGGACAGCGCGCUAUCGCCAGUCGAUUUGGUGCUCAGAUGAUCGCCAUGGAUGCUUUGUCUGGCUAUCUCUUCGGAGGCAUGUCUCAGGAUGGAAUUGUCUUCAAUGACUUUUGGAAAUGGAGCCUGGAGACGGAUGGAGAUGGCAUCAAAACCAUUCAGCUCACAGACUUGUCUGAGAAACUACGAAACGCUACAAAUCUCGCCGACUACGUUGCUGGGCGAUUCGGUGCUACGACAAGCGUGGUUUCAAACAAGCUUCUAGUCAUAGGUGGAAUCGGCGUUCAGGGCGUUCUUCCAGAGACAGUGGAGUUUCUCUGCUUCGAAGUCUCAGAGCUUGGCCAAACCGAGUGGAGUUCGUCGAUUGUACAAACUAUCGAUGCAAAGUCCGAGUCCCCAGCAUUGCGGCCGCUUCUCGCCGGCCACAUCUCAGGGACUGUUGGUUCCUCAGUGAUUGUGGUAUCUGGCGGAGCCGUCUGUUUCUCAUUCGGAACAUUUUGGAACAGCUACAUCUGGGAAAUAUGUGACGUCUCAGCCGGUACAUCAGAAGACUGGAAAUUUUUACAAGUGGCAGAAACCAGACUUCCAAGGGCGGCGGCCGAUGCAUCUCGUAGCAAAUCUUGUAACAAGUCGACCAAGCCGGGUGCAAUCAAAAGCAUUGGGCGAGUGACUAUCCAAACAGCGGCAGAUUUUGAGUCGAUUCUGAACCAAGCACAACCGGUUGUGAUAACCGGAUUGGACAUAGGAGCAUGUACCGAAAAAUGGUCUAAAGACUAUCUGGUCCAGACCCUUGGGUCUGAUCGCAAAGUCGUGGUCCAUGAGGCCCAGAGCGAUCAUAUGAAUUUCCAGAGAAAAAAUUUUUCAUACAAAACCAAGGACUUUGGUACAUUCAUGGACGAGAUCCAGCAGGGAAGCCGUCAGUAUCUCAGGUCGAUCUCGAGCGAUCAACCAGCGAAAAAAGCGGCACUCUUUGAACAAGAUUUCCCGGAAAUCAAGGAUGAUUUCUGCCUUCCAUCGCAAUUGAGUUUUGCAAGAGACAAUACGCAUAGUUCUCCUUUACGCGUCUCCGGGCCUGUUACGAUGUGGUUACAUUAUGAUGUCAUGGCCAAUGUGUACUGCCAGAUCCGCGGGCAGAAAAAGUUAGUGUUAUACCCUCCCUCAGACGUGGAACACCUGCAACUACCGCCCGGCGCAUCGAGCUCCACACUCGAUAUAUUCGCCAGCGACAACAACAAUGUCAAAAACGGACGAAUAGUGUCCGUGCCCCGUACAUCCCCUCACGAGGCGACGCUCUCUCCAGGGGAGAUUCUGUUCAUCCCACCGUUAUGGCUGCACGCUGCUGCUCCUAUUGAGGGUGUCAGUAUAGCGAUCAAUGUAUUCUUUCGCAAUUUGGAAAAGGGAUAUGCUGCCGGUCGCGAUGUUUAUGCUAACAGGGAUUUGGAAGCGUAUGAGAAGGGGAGGAAUGAGGUGGAAAAGAUCGUUAGGUCUUUCGACGGGGUUCCGCCUGAUAUUGCGGCGUUUUAUUUGGUGAGGUUGGCGGAAGAGUUGAGAGAGUGUGUGAGCAUAUCUCGAGAGACCAGCUAGCUGUAGUACAUCUGGGGAAGUGUUCUGUGAUUGGCUCUCAGCAUAAAUAGCAGAACGGUGUGGGGCCAAGUGAGGGGACGAAUCACAAAGCGGGUAUCUCUCUUGGCCCGUGCGCUAUGCUUUCCACUGAUUCCAAUUGAGCGUCUAUCACUGUUUGUUUCUACUAUAGUGCAGAAGACACCUACAACCUGCCGCAUUCAGCAAUCGCUGAGAAUCAUCGGAUAUGAUAUGCUUAAGAGUGGAUAAUGAUGCCUACACAGAUCAGAUGCAUGUCCGAUAUGGACUCAACUGUGGAUCGCCAAAUACAUCCAGAUGGGGAGUAGAUGCAUAUCAGAAUAAUGUCUGCAUUGCUUG